AUGGCUCAGAAUAAUCCCAGCCCACAGGGACCAUGGAAGAUCACAGUAUACGACCAGGAGAACUUCCAGGGAAAGAGACUGGAGUUUACCUCAGCCUGCCAGAACAUCAUGGAGUGUGGAGUGGACAACAUCCGCUCCUUGAAGGUGGAAUGUGGAGCCUGGGCAGGAUAUGAGCACUCCAGCUUCUGUGGACAGCAGUUUGUGUUGGAGAGAGGAGAGUAUCCACACUGGGAGUCAUGGAGUGGCAGCAAUGCCUACCACAUUGAAAGGAUGAUGUCUUUCCGCCCCAUCUGCUCUGCUAACCACAAGGAUUCCAAGAUGAUUUUGUAUGAGAAGGAGAACUUCAUGGGACGUCAGUGGGAGGUCAACGAUGACUACCCCUCUCUGCAGGCCAUGGGCUGGGCCAACAAUGAAAUUGGAUCCAUGCAAGUUCAGAGCGGCUCCUGGGUGUGCUACCAGUUUCCAGGCUACCGUGGCUACCAGUACAUCUUGGAGUGUGAUCGCCAUGGUGGCGAGUACAAACAUUACAGAGAGUGGGGAUCCCAUGCUCAGUCCUUCCAGGUGCAGUCGCUUCGUCGGAUCCAGCAGUGA
This is a messenger RNA of Cheilinus undulatus (humphead wrasse), 591 nucleotides long. RefSeq names its product crystallin, beta A1a (gene cryba1a). The record is from RefSeq and is a predicted model, not a curated record. The transcript is spliced from 5 exons. Gene Ontology annotation, molecular function: structural constituent of eye lens. Bases 1 to 591 code for a protein of 196 amino acids. Gene Ontology annotation, biological process: visual perception; lens development in camera-type eye. NCBI's taxonomy places the organism in Eukaryota, Metazoa, Chordata, Actinopteri, Labriformes, Labridae.